AUGAAGACAAAAUGUAGGAGGAAAGAGGAGGAGGAGCGGCAGGUGGUGCAUGCUCUAGAGGAGGAGAAAGAAGGAUUAGCUUCCCGCUGCGCCGCCCUGCAAGCUGACCUGGAGGAGAAUCAGAGGCAGGCCAACAGCCAACGAGACCAGAGGGAUACUGCCCAGACCAGAAUAAAGGAUCUAGAGGAGAAACUGCACAACACCUGUCAGGAGCUGACUGCCUUGCAGAGCCACAGUAGCAGCCUAGAAGCUCUGCUUUCCUCCAAAGACACAGAGUUGGCAACUAAACAUGAACAACUUGAUCACCUUUGUCGUGAUUUUGCAGAAGUGCAGACGCUGUACAGACGGAGCACAGAGCAUGCAGCGGAGCAGAGCCACCUGAUUAAGCAACUGGAAGGACUCAACCUCGACACACAGCGAGUUCUGCGGAACCAAGAAGAGGCUCACUCUGCUGACGCUACCUCCUAUCAGCAGCUAUACAAAGAGUUGAGUCAGUGCUACCAGGCUCUCGUGUCUAGUGAGGCCAAGCUCCGCCAGAGUCACCAGGAGCUGAGCAGCCAGCUGGCGCAGAAAGACCAACAGAUCUUAGAACUCCAAGCUGGCCUACAACAGCAGCAGCAGGAACAAAUACAACUUCAACAGGAGCUGCAGCUGCAACAACAGCCUCAGCUAACAGCCAUUUACCCCUCUCCUCAAAAACAAACCAACUUUAAGGCGCUGGCGUCAGAGCAGGUUGAUGCGGUAGCCCAGAAGUCUAGCCCUGACCAGGCCUCUACUCGAGGUUCAUGUCCCAGGCCAGAGGGUAGUACUUUCCAUCAGAGAUCUGCCAGCUCCAUUAGAAGACAACAGGGUGCACCAGUGCAGCGGUCCAGGUCCCUGUCUCCAGCCGGCAGCGCCGGGUUCGGAAGUGAGAGGAGAAAAGAGGCAGAAGAGAGGAUUCGAGACCUCGAGGAGCUGCUGCAAUUGAAGAUGGAGGAAAAUGAAGAGCUGAGGAGAGCUCACGAUAAACGUCGUGAACGCCUGCGUUUGAUUCAGACCAACUACAAGGCAGUCAGAGAUCAGCUGAAAGAGAUGGAGAAAUCAAAUGGCAUGCCAGGUGGAAGGAUACAGCGUGCAGCGCCGUGGCAGCUGCGGCAAGAGGACAGUGAUGCUGUAUGGAAUGAGCUGGCCUACUUGAAAAACCUCACCAGAAAACUCUCUAUUGAAAAAGCUGGCUUGGAAGAAGAGCUUGACAUGCUGCGAGUCCAGGCUGCUAUGGACCGGGCCACAGUAAAGGAACUCCACCUCUGUCUUGCAAACAAACACCAAGAAUUACUUCACAAAAUGGUUGAGGAGCACCAGGUCAAAAGCAGCACUCCGAAAAAGCCUUCUCUUCUUUCAGGUCGAAUGGCGCAGUUAUUGAAAAAGAUUGAUCAACUGGAGCAAAGAAUGAUAAGCAUGGAGGAGCAGACAGAAAGGCUGAAAGAUGAAAAAGAGCAGCUACUCGAAGUCAACGAAGACUUGGCCCACAACUGCCGCAAACUCCAAGCCUCUUUGGAUCAUCAAAGAACUCAAGAAGCUGCUCGUGAAAAGGCAGCCCAUGCACAGGCCGUGGCUCAGGAGGAGCAGCACUGUAGUGAGGUCAAGGCUCUAGAAGUACAGCUGGCCUCAUCUCAGAAAGAGGCUACAAAGCUUCAUCAGCAGUUGCUGAAGCUGAGACAGGAGCUGGGGAUUCUCAGAGCAGCUAAGGACUUCUAUAGAAAUCGUGCUGCAGGACCGAUGCGGGCAGGUGGGAUCGCUAACAGCAUUAGCAGCAAGGUCAAAUUCAAAACAACCAGGCACAGAGGUCUGCUACGGCAGCGCAGCCACCAAAGAGUCAGCGCCAAUCAAGCCAUCAGCUGGCAAGGGCCAAGCUCCAGUGCCGCUAAAGACGAGUGGGAGGACAUGAGCGUAGAAAGUGACAGUGCAGAGGAGUACUCGGACAGUCUCAACAGCCUGCCCUCGGGGACGGUGCCUCACAGACAGCACACUAAUAGACAGUCCUACAGGUGGUCGCCGAUCUCAAACACAGAAGCACCAGCGGCAGAAUCUCACAGAAAACAACCCGACGUUCUGGCCCGAGACGAUAAACAGCGUGAGCCGUGGGACCGUGGGACAAGAGGAGAGAAAAGUCGGCAGAGGAGGAAGAGGAUGCUUGUGAAGACCCAGCGCUGCUCCUCCUCUUCUCUGCAGCAGCGCAUCGAGUCUCUACAGCGUCACGUUGACAUACUGCGAAGUGCCAGGAAAGAUGCUAUGCUUUCAGCCAGAGAUCUACAAAGGGCCAAUGAGAUGAUCACAGCACAGCUCAACUCCCUCACUGAGAAGCUGUGCAGCAGCAAGCAGCUCACGCAGAAGCUGACCUCUGACCUGGCUGGUGUGCAGCAGCAGAAAAAGGUUUUGGAGAUGGAGUUGAAGCAGUGGAAGCAGAUCAAAUUCCCCCCGCAAACUACAAUACCACCAACAGCACCAGCGAACGUAGAGUGCUCCUGCCAGUGCAGAACCAUACCUGCCCUGGCUAACCCUGCCCUCCAAGCCCUGGAGGCUGAGGUCAAACAACUUCAAGCCAAACUUAAGAGUGCAAGUGCGGAGGUCACGAGGCAGGUGGCGGCUAACAAAGCCCUGCGAGGCCAGCUCCAGGAGAAGGAGGACAAACUCUGCCAGCUGCAGGAUAAGCUGAGCCACACAGAGCGAGAUGUGAACAUGAAAAGGCAGCUGGUGGAGGACCUGAAGACACGACUCAAGUUCCUGCAGGAAAUGGAGAAAAGUUACCGGGGACAGGUGGAGGAGCUAGAAAAGAAGGUGAAGACUUUAUCAGAGGAGGCCAGCAACAGAAAGGCCCUAAUCGAAUCCCUGAAGAGAAGGCUGAAUGUGGCAACAACAGAGAAAAGCCAGUACGAGGCCUCCUGUGCAAAACUGAAAGAGGACUUGGAAAAAAAGGAACAGCGCAUGCAUGCCCUACAGGCUCGUGUGGGAGCUGGUGAACAGGCUUUGGCUGCACUGGAACAGACAGCCACUGAGCAAAUGGAGGGGUUGACCCAGCAGAGCUCCCAUGCCUUGGAAAGGGUUCAGAGGCAGCUAGGCCAGGCCUACUCCCAACUGGAGCAGCUACAUUCUUUUAUCAAGGCCCUGGCCAGUGAAAUACUUUUAGACGUUCAAGAGGUCAAGCAGCAGUUGAUGAAGAGGAGGAGGUUGAGGCAGGCCAACUCUGUGGCAGCAAAGGGCGGCCUCUCAGCCAAGUCUAUGAUCAAAGCCAAGUCCAUUGCUGCCUCCAUCCUCAAUAUGUCAGAGAAUGAUCUCGCAGACAUAAUGGAAACUGAUCAGGGGACGGCAGAUUGCUCAGAGUAUCCCAGAGAUCAGCAGUGGCUGGCCCAUGUAAACCACAUUCUCCAGCAGAAGAUCCCCUCUGCCGGCCAGCUAAUGGAGGCUGUGCGCGUGAAGAUGAAGGAGAGGAAAGUGCUGACAGAAGAGCUGGCCACGCUCGCAACACCAGUCAGCGAAAAAGCCUGACUCCCUGGGCUGAGGCUGGGAAAACUGUCAUCCUCUUCUUUUCCUCCCUCCCUUCUUCUCUCGCUCCCCAGCUCCUACUCGGUGGGAGCCGGGCUGAGCCAAGCUGGGCCGGGGCAGCAGAACCAAUAUUUGUGAGAAAAGCGCUGUCGACUCACUCUGGGCCACUGGCUCAACGCAGCACCCCAGCUUUUGUAAAUGAGCCCUCGACAUCUGUGUUAGCACUCACUGCACUAUGUCUAUCAGACAGGGCCCUUUAGUGCCAAGCUAAUUUACAGUGCAGCCACUCUCCUCCGCUCUCAACGCAGACCUGGGGUGAUAAGGCAAAUGCUUACUCUAAUGUUUAAAUUACACUUUUUGAAACUUUCUUUUACCCCUUUCCCUCUAAUUUAUUUGGAACCUCAAGAACUUUUAGGUUGCAGGGACUUGACCUACGCAUGCCUAGU
Pundamilia nyererei is the source of this 3968-nucleotide messenger RNA. It is a transcript of the gene cntln, whose product is annotated as centlein, centrosomal protein. Gene Ontology annotation, cellular component: centriole; centrosome. The transcript has 22 exons. The record is from RefSeq and is a predicted model, not a curated record. Bases 1 to 3525 code for a protein of 1174 amino acids. NCBI's taxonomy places the organism in Eukaryota, Metazoa, Chordata, Actinopteri, Cichliformes, Cichlidae. Gene Ontology annotation, biological process: centriole-centriole cohesion; protein localization to organelle.